ACCGGCCUCGCCUCCCGCAGUCAGUGACGUUUUCCAGCAUGUUGUGACGUCAGCAGGAGUGAUCUUGAACGCAGCCCAGUCUCGUUGUGAAACAUUCAGAGCCGGCAGUCGGGUGCUUCGUGGAGAACGACUAGGCGCAGAAGACGGAUGCGAUGCUGCUUCUCAGGCGCUGCCACGGCCUGACUCGCUUUGGCCACGUCCACAUUCAAAGCAGGCAUCACCUGCCCCCUGCAGUGUUAUCGCACGCAGCUCGCCUCUGCAGCACCCAUGAUAACACGUCCCACAGGCAUCUCAGCGGGUUCAGCUGGAAGCACGGGUUGGCGGGGCUGCUGGCUGGCGCCGGGGCUGUAAUCGCUUUUGGCCUACAUCGGCACGAGGCGGAGCAUCCGGCCGCCGCCGCCGCUGCUCAGACCGCAGAGAGCAGCUCGUCUCUUCCCGUCUUCGGCCAGGAGGAAGUUUCAAAGCACCGAUCUCUGAGCGAGGGCGUGUGGGUCACUUUCAGGGGAGGCGUCUAUGACAUCACAGACUUUGUGGCCAUGCAUCCUGGCGGGGAGAAGAUCCUGCUGGCAGCAGGGGGGGCCCUCGAACCUUUUUGGGCGCUGUAUGCCGUUCACAACCAGGAGCAUGUGCUGGAAAUCCUUUCCGAGUACAAGGUUGGGGAGCUUUGUGCUGAGGACUUGAAGAAGCAGGAACCUGCAGAAUCAUCUGACCCGUACUCGACUGACCCGGACCGCCACCCUGUGCUGCGUGUCAACAGCCUAAAGCCUUUCAACGCGGAGCCGCCUCCCGAGAUCCUGACGGACAGUUACAUCACUCCCUCUGCUUUCUUCUUCAAAAGGAACCACCUGCCGGUUCCCCAAGUGGACCCGGCUUCCUACCAGCUGCAAGUUGAGGGACUUCCAGGCGGAGCAGUGACGUUCUCGUUAGAAGACUUGAAGACCCGGUUCCCGAAACACGACGUGACUGCCACAGUGCAAUGUGCGGGCAACCGGCGGUCCGAGAUGGAUCGAGAGAAGCAGGUGAAAGGAUUGAGCUGGGGAAUCUCCGCCAUCAGCAAUGCCAAGUGGAGCGGCGCCAGGCUCAGGGACGUCCUGCUGGCGGCAGGGUUUGGGCCGGACGUGGCGCAGUGGGCUCGCCACGUUCACUUUGAAGGGCUGGACAAAGACGUGACGGGCGCCGCUUAUGGCGCCUCUAUCCCUUUAAAUAAGGCUGUAAGCGAGGAGGGAGACGUUCUUCUGGCUUAUGAAAUGAACGGUGAAAAGAUUCCCCCAGACCACGGCUUCCCAGUGAGGGUGGUGGUGCCGGGCGUGGUCGGGGCACGCAGUGUGAAGUGGGUGGGGAAGAUCGCGGUCAGCGCCGAGGAGAGCAGCAGUCACUGGCAGCAGUACGACUACAAAGGGUUCCCCCCUGGAACGGAUUGGAACACGGUGGAUUAUAAAUCCGCUCCAGCCAUCCAGGAGCUGCCCGUUCAGUCGGCCAUCACCUCGCCAGCGGAUGGCGCCUUGAUCGACAGCAGUGACGGCUUCUUGACUGUGAAAGGCUACGCGUGGAGCGGCGGGGGUCGAGAGGUGGUGCGUGUCGACGUCUCCCUGGAUGGAGGCCAGACGUGGCAGGUUGCGAAGCUGCGGAGCAGCGACGAGGCGCACGAAGCUCCGCCUCCGCCCGGCCGAGCCUGGGCUUGGAAGCUGUGGGAGCUCACGGCUCCACUCCCUCCUCCGGCUCAGGAGCUGGAGAUCAUCUGCAAGGCGGUGGACAGCAGUUACAACGUUCAGCCGGAGACAUUUCCUCCCAUCUGGAACCUGAGGGGCCUGCUCAGCAACGCCUGGCACCGAGUGACGGUGAAGAUCAUAGAGGGUUGAUGGCUCCCCGCCUCAAUUAGACCUGACAAAACAACUCAAAACCAGACCAGGUACCUGUUGGGAUGAGGAACUGGGAAGUGUUUCUACCCAUCAUUCCUGACUUACUUUUGCAGAGAUUCACAGAAGGACGUACCUAAAAUGAAGAAGGACACUUGAAUUGAUGAAUUCUUAUCCUCUCAUCUCUGCAGAUGUUUCAAAAGAGGCAGUUCUAAAUUAUUUUCGUUUUUUUUUUUUUUUUUUUAGAGGAAAAAACUAUUUUUGUAGCGGCACACAUUUUGUGAAAAGUUUUAUGAUCAAAAUGCAAGAAAGGUUUAGAAACAGACUCUUUUUUAAAGUCUAGGGAUGCUGAGAAGUGUCAGAAUAAGAGUCUUUGCCUUUUCUCUUUUUUUAAUUUUUUUAUUAAGGCUGGAACUGGAAUUCACAAUGAAUCUCUCAAACAGCUGAACUUUGUGGCUGUAAUGACGAAUCUUUCAAUCUAAAACAGAGGAUUGUUUUCGAUUGUUUGUUCAUCUGCAGAUCAGAUGCAAACUGAGCCGUGUUUCUGUUGCAGUUCGGCUUGUUUUAGUCAAUACUCACGAAGCUCCAGUAUUUAUGAAAUCUGAAGAAUUUCACUUUUCUGCACAAAGUGGGUGUCGUGUGUAGGAGAGCACAUCCUGUUUACAUGAACAUACUUUUACUUCAUGGUACUUUUAAUGAGAUUUCUAACUCUAACAGAGAUCAUUUUAAGUAAAACAGAAGUGAAAAUCUACUUUUUUGUUGUUGUUUUUUGGAACAAAGGUUUUUGGAACAGGUUUAAACUUGAGGAAUUUAGUUUUUUUUGUUUUUAUGUAAAGGAAAAGGCAGGGGAGUUUUCAAAGUGUAGCCAGUGCCGACUGAUUCACAUCAAAGAGUGGAGGAAACACUUCAUUUGGUGGAAAAAAUCUAAAUUUUAUGACACUUUUUAACAAUACUAAUUUAUGAAAUCGGUAUUUAUGAGAGAUUAAUAAAAUAUAACUGUUAUAUUAGCUAAUUUUAUUUUAUUUUUUGGUUGUGCAGGCAUGUUCAGGCAAAUCAAGUUUUAUUUAGAAUCUGCUGAGAAACAUUAAGAGGUAAAAGCAGAAGGAACAAUGAUUUUAUUCAAAAUUGGAGAUUCUUAAAAUGAUUAAUAAACUUCAAAGCUGCGCAUGUAUAAAUACAUGUAAAGUAUUUGAUGUUUUUGACUGAAUCUGCACAGUUUUUUUGUAAUAAACGUUCUUGCUGAAAGUUCUUAA
This is a messenger RNA of Oryzias latipes (Japanese medaka), 3109 nucleotides long. It is a transcript of the gene suox, whose product is annotated as sulfite oxidase. The record is from RefSeq and is a predicted model, not a curated record. Gene Ontology annotation, biological process: sulfur compound metabolic process. Gene Ontology annotation, molecular function: molybdopterin cofactor binding; sulfite oxidase activity; heme binding. Lineage: Eukaryota; Metazoa; Chordata; Actinopteri; Beloniformes; Adrianichthyidae. Gene Ontology annotation, cellular component: mitochondrion.